Coffea arabica (coffee) is the source of this 411-nucleotide messenger RNA. NCBI's taxonomy places the organism in Eukaryota, Viridiplantae, Streptophyta, Magnoliopsida, Gentianales, Rubiaceae. The record is from RefSeq and is a predicted model, not a curated record.
AACAGGGUGCAACACCAUCUGGGACGAACGACCCUAUGAUGGUGGUGUCUGCUCUCGCGGGCUGAUGCAAUAUCUAUACCAUCAGCGUCAAAGACCUGCAGUGAGUAUAAAUGUGGUUUUCUUGCAAAAAUACUUCGUGAUCCUCUGUACUACCUGGCUUCCCUAUCCUUCAAGAUUCAUGGAUAAUGUAACUAGAAUGAUAAUAGCAUUGCUUAUUGGAGGAAGUUCGUUUCAGAAUAUUACUCUCCCCGUGCUAAAAAGAGGUGGUGUUUGUCUCUAUAUGACAAUGUUGGGCACCAUACGUUAUGGGUAUUUCCCCAGGAUGCAUGGCAAUGUGAUAUUUGUGGUUCAAAAUCUGGAAGAGGUUUUGGUCAUUUCAGGCUCCUGCUGGUGCCAUUGACUCUUGUGCUG